Hyaena hyaena (striped hyena) is the source of this 1894-nucleotide messenger RNA. RefSeq names its product syntrophin gamma 2 (gene SNTG2). Lineage: Eukaryota; Metazoa; Chordata; Mammalia; Carnivora; Hyaenidae. Gene Ontology annotation, molecular function: protein binding; structural molecule activity. The record is from RefSeq and is a predicted model, not a curated record. Gene Ontology annotation, cellular component: dystrophin-associated glycoprotein complex; intracellular anatomical structure.
AUGCGUGCAGAGUGGGAGAACGUCGACGAGCAGCAGGAGGGCAGCGGGGAGGCCCCGGCCUGCGCAGGUGGAGGGCACCUCCUGGCAGGUGCCCAGCCUUCCCCGCUCUCCAUCCACGUGUCUGGGAAGGGGCCGCCACAUGGGGCCCGAGAAGAGGACACGUGUGAGGUCGCACUGUUCGGCCUGGGAAGCCUGCGGCCCCGUGUGUCCCGUGGGCGGGUGGGUGAGGGCUGUGGCACUGUUGUGGCGGCCACGUCCUUGUGCUCACACCCUCGGCCUGUUGCCGCUUUGCCCCCAUAGACCAGAACCGGCCUCGCCCUGCUGUACCACGAAGGGUCUGGAAGCCCCUGUGAUGUCCGCCUGAAGCUGACAAGAGAGGUCCUCACGAUUCAGAAACAGGAUGUGGUCUGUGUCCGCGGGAGCAGCCACGGCGCACAUCACAGAACCGUCACGCUGCGCAGACAGCCCGCCGGCGGCUUGGGCCUGAGCAUAAAGGGAGGCGCCGAGCACAGGGUCCCCGUCGUCAUAUCAAAGAUACUCAGAGGCCACGCAGCCGACCAGACGGGGAUGCUGUUCGUCGGAGAUGCAGUCCUGCAGGUUAACGGCAUUAACGUAGAACACGCGACCCAUGAGGAAGUGGUGCAUCUUUUGAGAAACGCUGGCGACGAGGUGGCCGUCACUGUUGAGUAUCUCAGGGAGGCGCCGGCAUUUCUGAAGCUCCCAGUAGGGUCCCCAGAGCCAUCCGGUGACCGCGGCAGCGGGACCCCCUCUCCUCUGUUCGACAGCGGUCUGCACCUGAACGGCCACCCCAACAGCACAGAUCCAGCCUCACCUUCCUCGCCCGUAGCCAGUGAGCCGCACUAUGAGAAGCGCUGGUUGGACACAAUGUCAGUUCCUCUGUGUAUGGCCCGGAUCUCCAGGUGCAAGGCUGGAACGGAAAAAUCAAGGUUCGGCGCGUUCGAGGUGCUGGCUCCCGACGGCACCAGCACGGGGCUCCUGCAGUUUCACACGGCCCAGGAGAACGCCGACUGGCUGAGGGCAGUGUCCGCGGCCAUCAGUGAGCUGACUCGACAGAGCAUGAUAAUGGCAAAUAAGGGCUGUUCUCCUUGUGACCAGGUUGUGCACAUGGGCUGGGUCAGCGAGAGACUCGAAGGCACUGGCUCCCACGAGACCUUCAGAUCCAAGUUCCUGGCCCUGAAAGGAUCUUUGCUGUAUGUUUUCAGCACCGCUCCGGUGAGCACCUUAGACUGGGUACGAGCAGAAAAAACCUACAACCUCUGUGAGGUACUAUUUAAACUUCACAAGGUCUGCGAGGGCGGCCUGCUGGGCCCUCCCGGCCUCGGCUUCUGCGUCCUGGUGGGCCGCGGCCUGAGUCGCGUCUUCAGCGUGGAGCUGGGGAGCGAGCUGGCCGCCUGGGAGAGGUCUUUCCAGAGAGCCACGUUCAUGGAGGUGCAGAGAAGCCGGUCCAGAACAUACAUGUGCAGCUGGCGCGGAGACGUGCUGUGUUUCACAGUGGAUCUCGCAUUGGGAUUCACCUGCUCCGACAGCAAGACGAAGAAUGUGCUCUGGAGAUUUAGGUUUUCUCAGCUGAAGGGGUCUUCAGAUGAUGGCAACGCUCGUGUGAAGCUAUUGUUCCAGCAUCUGGACACCAAACAAAUAGAGGUGAAGGAACUCGAAUUCCCCAACCUGACUGCCGUCCUGCACUGCGUUCACGCCUUCCUAGCAGCAAAGGUGGCCUCAGUGGACGCCACGUUCCUGGAUGGCCAGAGCUUUGCGAGGAAAGUGCUUCUGCUGAGCGCUGAGCAUUGAAUUAUUUUCUUAAGAAAUGACUCUUUCCUGCAGACAUUGAAAGUCUGUGUGAUUUUAUAACGAGCCUCUAGUUGUGAUACCAAUA